Caenorhabditis elegans is the source of this 1550-nucleotide messenger RNA. It is a transcript of the gene C04B4.1, whose product is annotated as DUF4708 domain-containing protein. NCBI's taxonomy places the organism in Eukaryota, Metazoa, Nematoda, Chromadorea, Rhabditida, Rhabditidae. The transcript is spliced from 6 exons. Bases 9 to 1484 code for a protein of 491 amino acids. The record is from RefSeq and is marked reviewed.
UGGCUGGAAUGUCUCACGAAACUCCCGAUCCGCUUUCACUUCCAACAAUACCUCUGUUCACCCCAAAUGAUUUCCCUCCAAUAUCCGUCAAACCAAUUCAACUCGAUCCAUUAGAAAAGUUAAAAACUCAAUUCAAUACCACAACUUCAAAGGUGAUUCCGAAUUCUUCUUAUGUUUCUCAAGCUCUUCCCUUUGUUUUACUUAGUUUUGGAAAAGUAUGCUGGCUAAGCUCCCAAGGAGGAGUUAUAAGGACUCGCGAUAAUCGGAAUUGUACGUUCCAGCUUAACGACUUUUGCGACAAUUCGGUCACGGAUCUUACGAAAGUGCUCCGCAUUGGAUUCAUUUUGAAAUUUUCGGCAAUACAAAAUGAAGAGAAAGAGUAUACUGCAACAUCUGUUCACCCUAUUUGUGGUCAUGAAACUAAAAUCAAAUUUCGUGAGAAUAAAAUUGUAGAAGUAAAAUCUUCGUGCAAUAUUCUAUCUAAGGAUUUUUAUUGUCCGAUGAUGGAACUUGUUGCGUGUCAGUUUCUUCUCGGGACAUUCCGUGGAAAUAUAACAAUUUCUUUGCCUUUUUGCAGUAUAAUAGCUCAAUUGUCACUUUAUGCUGAAAAUUCUCUCAAAAAGUACAUAGGUGACUCUACUACAAAACUUCGUGUUUUUAUCGAACGACGUACUCACCUCUUUAGAGUAGAUGGAGAGGUGGUUGUUCUUCUGCAUCCAAUCGUAUUAACGACAGUUAAUAUGCUCUCUGGCUAUCUUCUUCGUAGUGGUGGAGUCACGUCCGUUCAAAACGUACUUACGUUCUACCAGAGUCCAAUUUUUCCGGCAUAUCUCAGAAACUAUUUUGGUUCUGACUUUAAUUCAUUGGUGAGAAUUCUUGAAGGACACAAAUGGAUUUUUGCGGUAUUUCCUGAUAAAGAUUAUGUAUCAACACUGAGGAAUCUUCCACCAUUCAACUACUUUGGAUAUUUUGAUAAUCAGUUCUUCAUUGCUCCGCCACUUCACCAGGCUAUCUACCAAAGUUGCCCACCAGGAUUACAAAACGAUCAUUCUCAGUACCUCUCUUGUUUUCAACGCCCGAUGCCGUCAGUUUCAGAGAAAACACAGGAGGAACUCCCUCUAAAAUUAAUGCUUCCUACUUUGCCAGUUACUCCAAAUCAACCUUUCAACAGCAUUGAUCCACUGCAUUGUUCAUCAGCAACCGGAGAAGGGACAACGUUGUACAACGCUGCCUGGGAACACGUAGAAAAACACAUGAACCUUUGUUCAUUCGAGCAGAAAAUUCAGGCGAAUCUAAUCAAAAAUGCUUCAAACUUUAAUUCUGGAACAAGCCUUUUCUCUACGAUUAAUGAGUGGAAUAUACUCGGUAAACCAGAUGAAUUAAACAAAUCGAAAGCUGAUACAAACAUUUCCUCGAUUUACGGCGUCAACGAAGUGCUUACUGAGAAGUUUGGUCCCAUCAACUACGGACCAAUUCAUAAUUAAUACGGACUUUGGUUUUCGAAUGAGAAAAAUUUAUCUUUCUAAUAAAUUUUACACCGACUUGUAAAA